Messenger RNA from Dacryopinax primogenitus, 835 nucleotides. RefSeq lists its product as uncharacterized. NCBI's taxonomy places the organism in Eukaryota, Fungi, Basidiomycota, Dacrymycetes, Dacrymycetales, Dacrymycetaceae. The transcript has 3 exons. The record is from RefSeq and is a predicted model, not a curated record. The annotation marks the transcript as partial.
GGAGCCCGACCUCCCGCCGUCGCCCACCCAUGUACCGUUGUGCACCCCUUCCCGAUCCCCCUCCGUAUCUCCCCUCCCGGCAGCGCUCGGUUUCCAUUUCCCGGUACGACCACUGCCGUCGUACGCACAUACGCAUCUAUCAGGACUUGCACCCACUCAUGCACCCGCACCCGUACUAGUUCAGGAAAAGGAGAGGGUGAAACGGAGGCGGGUCGUGCUUCAUUCUACAGAGGAAGGCUCGCACCAGCGUCCUGGAUCCAGCUCCAUCUCCUUCAUUGACUCUAGCUCUGGUUCUGGCUCGGGAUCUGGAUUUGGAUCUGGCUCUGCGAGACCCAGCAACGUACAGGAAGAGCUAAAGACAACAGCUCCAAGCACGCACCAGUACUCGCAGAUUAACAACCUCCUGCAUACGCUGCACACUUUACGUCACCUGCCUGUCUCUGGUCAUCCGUCUCCUCAUCCUUUGCCCGAGGCAGAGCGGGGAGUAUGAGGUUUCGAACAGGAUACUGGGAUCCCUAGCAUUAGAGAGGAGGAGACGACUCGGACGGGAUACGCAAGAGGGUCAGGACGAGGCGGUGGGGGAUGAGGAUGAGUGGAGUGGUGAGGAUGGGGAGGAGUGGGUGGGUGAUGGUGAUGAUGUGGAUAUGUAACCUGAUCCUAGCUGAGCUUGUACUAGAGGGGUAAACCGCGCGGUGUGCUUCUUCUUCACCUUUCUUUCUUUUCUUCCCAUUGCGUUCCCUCUGGCAAUACUGUACGCAUACACUAGUCUGCACCCGUGUAGAUGAUGAUUCCCAUUACCCUAUGAAAGUAUGCAAGUAAUGUAUGAGAGAUGCGU